Molecule: messenger RNA, 1901 nt
Organism: Baudoinia panamericana UAMH 10762
Lineage: Eukaryota; Fungi; Ascomycota; Dothideomycetes; Mycosphaerellales; Teratosphaeriaceae
Product: glycosyltransferase family 22 protein
Exons: 2
Coding region: 405-1892 (495 amino acids)
Biological process (GO): protein N-linked glycosylation
Cellular component (GO): endoplasmic reticulum membrane
Molecular function (GO): alpha-1,6-mannosyltransferase activity
Source: RefSeq, a predicted model, not a curated record
CGAUCGCGUUCACAAGGAGCACGGCGACUGUACCCUACAGUCAGCAUGCAGAAGGGUGUAGGGUCGAGGGAAGGUAAGGCUACCUUGGAACAAGCCGCCGAAGCUAAAGAAGAGCGUCGCCAUCUUUGUCCGCGCUGGAUAUGUCCUCAGGAUAUACGCCUUUCAGCGUUAUGAGUUGGACUUGAUUUAGCAGCAGCGGGCCUGCCUUGAGGGAAAGUGAGCGCUGCACUUGAAAGCUGUCCCGGAGUUUGUUCGCUUGUCCGACUUCAGCCAAUCACCAUGUCGCUUUCACAACACCACACAUGGCGAGCACUGGAGAUAGGCGCUAAUUGGCGACGCAACAGGCAACCGUCCAGGAUGGCAAACAGGCUUAUGCAGGCCUCGGAGCCGUGCUCCUUGUCACGAUGCUCCUCCACCUCUUCGUUUCGCCAUAUACGAAGGUGGAGGAAUCGUUCAAUAUGCAAGCGACCCACGACAUCAUGACAUAUGGUGUACCGUGGCGCGACGUGUCAGCCUUCUUCGAGGCGAAGUAUGACCAUAUGACCUUCCCAGGAUCUGUUCCACGAACCUUCGUCGGCCCUUUGGUCUUGGCCGGCUCAUCGAUGCCCUUCCGCUUCCUUAAGUCGUUCUCCAAACCGGACUUGCAGCUACUGGUUCGAACUAUCUUGGGAGCCUGCAACGUCGCGGCGAUCUAUAACGUCAAGUACGCGGUCGAUACGGCUUACGGUAGGAUAGCCGGGAUUUGGUACGUAUUGCUACAAGCAAGCCAGUUCCACGUCAUGUACUAUGCCUCGCGCACGCUGCCGAACAUGUUCGCCUUCUCGAUGACGACCUUCGCCCUGAGUGCUCUGAUACUCGUCAAAUCGAUGGCCGCCAAGUCCAAGCGCAGCGUGAGACGGAGACGAUUAGCUCUGCAUCUUCUCACAAUAGCUGGUAUUGUCUUCAGGUCCGAGAUCGCGAUAUUGCUGGCUAUGGAGACCAUAUACCUCCUCGUCCGUCAACGAGUGUCACUCACGAACGAGAUUAUACCGGCAGGUCUUGCGGGUGCGGCAAUCGGACUCGCAACAACAGUGUCCGUAGACUCCUUCUUCUGGCAGCAAUUCCCAAUCUGGCCUGAAUGGACUGGGUUCUAUUACAACACCAUCCUCGGCAAGUCUUCCGAUUGGGGUACCAGCCCUUUCCAUCAUUACUUCCUCAACGCUCUUCCAAGGCUACUAUUAAACCCAAUGACUUACCUGGUCUGCAUUCCUCUGGCUACAGUCGUACAAACCAGCCAAGACAUUCUGCUCCCGCAACUGGCAUUCAUCGUGCUCUAUAGCUUUCUUCCGCAUAAGGAAUGGCGGUUCAUUAUCUACAGCAUCCCAGCAUUCACGGCGGUGGCAGCAGGAGGUGCGGGUUGGAUCUGGACGAGACGGACAAAGUCAGUACUCUACCAAGUGAUGAGCCUGGCGCUCGUUGCGUCCGUUCUUGGAUCCUUCAUCAUUUCAAUGGGCAUUCUAUACAUCUCGAGCCUCAACUACCCCGGAGGCCAGGCUAUACACUCUUUGCACCAGCUGGUACCUACGAAUGAAACCCUUGUCCGAGUAUACAUGGACAAUCUCGCUUGCCAAACAGGUGUCACUCGCUUCCAUGAGGUACGAUCGUCCUGGAUCUACGAUAAGACUGUAGACGACAAGAAGCUGCUUGACCCGGUCUUUUGGCAGCGAUUUGACUUUGUGCUUGCAGAGAGCCCAGCAGGGGUCAUUGGCAGCUGGGAGUCCGUAGCUAUCAUCGAGGGGUACGAUGGAGUGAGUCAGCGUGGCUCCAGCGGAGCCUGGCCGAGCAUACGAAUGGCGCCUAAAAUCCACAUCUUGCGAAAGCAAGCACUGCCGCUGUCAAUGGAUCAUACAUAGUUUGACACC